CUUGUUUUUUGCGUUUAAAUUUUCUUCCUUUUCUCUCUCGAUUUUACAUACUAAAACUCAUUCUAUAGUUUACGUCACUGUGACCAUCCAUUGCGAAGUCCGUGGUCACAGUAUUCUAAAUUGGAAUUGACCCGACAAAAUGGCAGUUGACUCACCAAAAACUGCUGCCCCUUAUUAUUCGCAAAGAACCCUCGCUCUGGACGCGAAUUUAUUUGCGCCUUGUCUGGCACAUAUUCUCACUUUGUCUCGGAUUGCGGAUUGCGGAUUGUGAACUGCAGUUCUGGCCUGGAAUAUGGCCUGGGCUUUGCCAGGCCAGUGUAUAAAAGCCGCAGACUUUUCCAUCGCUUUGCCCCUUUUCUUGCCUAUCUUUUUUCUUUAUACUUUUUUCUCUCAUACUUGUGCUUUCUAAAGAUUGUGUGAAAUAAUUAUCUAGUCUACAGCCUAUGUCUGCCCAAAAAUCCAUCCUGCUCCUUGGCUCCGGCUUUGUUGCCGAGCCCUGCCUCGAGUACCUGCUGCGCUCCGGGUCCAACCGUGUCACGGUCGCCUGCCGCCGCAUCGAGAAGGCGCGCGAACUGACUUCCAAGUACGAGGGCACGACACCAAUCAGCCUUGAUGUUGAGGACGACGCAGCCCUCGAUGCUGCAGUCGCGGCGCACGAUCUGACGAUCAGCCUGAUCCCCUACACACAGCAUGCACGUGUCAUAAAGUCGGCCAUCCGCGCCAAGAAGCACGUCGUCACGACCAGCUACAUCUCGCCGGCCAUGGAGGAGCUCGACCAGGAGGCCAAGGAUGCUGGUAUUAUCUGCAUGAACGAGAUCGGACUGGACCCGGGAAUUGACCACCUGUAUGCGCUCAAGAUCAUCAAUGAGGUGCACGCCGAGGGCGGCAAGAUCACGUCGUUUGAGUCGUUCUGCGGUGGACUCCCAGCGCCCGAGGAUAGCAACAACCCGCUUGGGUACAAGUUCAGCUGGUCGGCACGCGGCGUGCUGCUGGCGCUGCGCAACAACGCGCGGUACUGGGAGAACGGCAAGUUGGUCGAGAUCCAGGGCAAGGACCUGAUGGACUCGGCACGGCCCAUCUACGUUUACCCGGCCUUCGCCACCGUUGGCUAUGGCAACCGCGACUCGAGCCACUAUCGCGAGCGCUACAACAUCCCCCACGCACAGACCUGCGUGCGUGGUACCAUGCGCUACCAGGGCUUCCCCGAGUUUGCCAAGACUCUGCAUGCGUUCCUGUCAACUUCUAACACGCAGGAUCUGUCGUGGAACAAGGUCACCCAGCAGCUGCUCGGAUCCAGCUCCGAUGCGCCCGAGGAUCUGUUGCGCGUGAUAGAGUCCAAGAUCGAGACCCAGGACCCCGAGGCUCGCAAGCGCGUGCUGCACGGCGUCAAGUGGCUCGGGAUCACGUCGACCGAGGUGCUUGCGUCCAAGCGUGGCACUUAUCUCGAUGUUCUGUGCGCCCGCCUCGAGGACCUGAUGAUGUACGGCGAGGGCGAGCGCGACAUGAUUCUUCUGCAACACAAGUUUGAGGUUGAGAACAAGGACGGCUCGACUAACACACGCACGUCCGUGACACUGAUGUACGGUGAGCCCAACGGCUUCACGGCCAUGGCCAAGACCGUCGGCGUGCCCUGUGGCAUUGCCACGCAGCUCAUUCUGGACGGCAAGAUCACGAAUACCGGUGUCAUUGCGCCCAUGACGCCCGACAUCUACCAGCCUAUCCUGGACCUGCUGCCGUCGGAGGGCAUCAACGCUGUCGAGGAGACGCUGUAGUAAUCUGUUAAUUCUCAAGUAUCUUGAUUUUUUGAUUGGUUUUUUAAAUACCAGCCAACCACCUCACCUGUCUUUUGUCAUGCCAA
Messenger RNA from Kickxella alabastrina, 1858 nucleotides. RefSeq names its product Saccharopine dehydrogenase. The coding region runs from base 444 to 1772 and encodes 442 amino acids. Gene Ontology annotation, molecular function: saccharopine dehydrogenase activity. The transcript has 3 exons. Lineage: Eukaryota; Fungi; Kickxellomycota; Kickxellomycetes; Kickxellales; Kickxellaceae. Gene Ontology annotation, cellular component: cytoplasm. The record is from RefSeq and is a predicted model, not a curated record.